UUUUAGAUGUUUUAAAGAAUAAUUUUCAAUAUAUUAUAUUAACUAUAAAAAAGAUGGGAAAACGAAGGUCAACUAGGUCAAGCGGACAUUGACGUAAGCUGCGUCGCUUGCGGCGUCGAGCUGCAUUUUGUAAUGAUACUUAGAUGGGUUGCCCGGUAAAAGUAUAUUGAAUGCAUUGGAAUUAUUUCCUCAUCCUGUCCUAAACGUCGAUCCAGAGUGAACUUUCAUGAAAGUUAGAGCAGCUUUAAGAUAAUAACUUGUGACAUGUAUAUUUUAAUUAAAUGCUUUAAGAAGAAAAGUUGUGGAAAGUGUCUGAGUUGAGCAUCAAAUUCAUCAUGCCGAGAAUUGAUCCAUUGCAGUUACUUAAGUGCCUCAGUGUCCUGUUGGCUCCAAAUGGAGGCAUAAAGAGCAAGGAGGAGGUGCAGAGGCUGGCAAGGUUUAUGGCAGCAGGUGGCUGGAAUUUAAUUCACAUGUGGCUCUCUGAUGCAAUAAUUGCAAAAAAUUGGCCAUUGAUUCAAGAAUUAUUGGAAUUAUUAUUAAUGUGUCCUGUUGAUGUUGAAAGGUUAAAAACAAAUACUUGCCCAAAGUUAAUUAAAGGUCUUUCAAAAGAUGGGAGUAAUGAAAAUGUUAGGCUUCUUGCUGGAAAACUAGUAGAACAGUGGCUAAGGAUAGUGAAAGGAGAAUGUGCAGAAGCUGGGAAAUCUACUUCAGUUCCAGACAUAAAACCAGUUAUUUCAGAUAUGACAUUGAGUGUUUGCGAUGUGAAACCUGUUAUUUCUGAGGUAAAACCAGUCGUUCCUGAGACCAAACUGAUAGUGCCAGAUGUUAAAUCUGAAAUUCCAGAGAUUAAACCUUUGGUUUCUGAAGUUAAAUCAGAAGUGUGUAGUGUGGAACAGACAGCUGAUAAAAAUGUGGAUUUGGUGAAUGUUAAUCUGGGAGAAAGGGUGCAAAGUGACUCGGUUCCUAAAGAAGAAUUGGGGGACAAUGAAAUUAAAGAGGAGGGUAUUGUUGAAAGUGCUAAUGUUAAGCUUGAAACGAUUGUGGAAACUAUGUCCAUUAAAACUGAGGGAGCAAACAUAAAAUUAGAAAAAGUAGACCCUGGUGACGAAGAUUUGGAUGGUGUAGGAACUUGGAAUGGCCCCGUGGGCCAGUUACCAGUGUAUAAAAUAACAAUUAGGGAUGGGAAACAAGUGUUAGCUAAAGUGUAUUCAGGUGAUAGAACUAAAAAAUUACCUGAAGAUGAAGAACAAGAAGAUACUCCUGAAGCCAUGAAAUCACCAGUUAGAAACUGUAGUGUAAAUGUUAGUAAGUUAAAUGAAAGUGUUGUGUUAGAGAAUCAACAAAUAAAAGAUGAGCCCGAUCUAAAAAUAGAGGAUAUGAGAGGUAGUGUGGGUGCUAAAACAAAAAUUAAAUCAGAAAUUGUGUCUAAUGAAAACCUUAAAAAUAAGGAAGGCCACAAAAAAGUAAAAGACUUAGUGUUGAGUAACAAAAGUGAUAAGAAAUCUAAAUCCUCAGAAUUAAAUAAGGAUAAAGGUAAAGAUAUAAAAGAUAAGGAUAAGAGUAAGGAAAAGAUCAAAGAGAAGGAAAAAAUUAAAGACAAGACAAAGGAAAAAGAAAAGGUAAAAGAGAAAGAAAAAGAUAAGAAGUUGAGUGAUAGUGUUAGUGAGAAAGACCUUUCACAGGCUGAUAGGGACAAAGCAACUCUUGCCAAAUUGAUUCCUCCCACAAUUAGUAAAUUAGGGAAAAUACCAAAGAAACCAAAGACUGAGGAUAAUCUGAAAAAUGAAUCUAAAAGCCCAUUGAAUGAAGGGAAAAAAUCUCCAGACUCCGCAAAGAAAUCUGUUCCAGAGUCAAAGAAAAAUUCAAUUUCAAUUGAAAUCAGAAAUAAAGAUGGUUCACGUCCAAAAACUGUUAAAAAAUUCAACUCUAAAUUUCGCUCUACUGGUUUGGAAGAAGAAGUAAAGCCUCCACCUUCUCGUCUUCAGAAGAAACCUAUGCCACUUCCUGAAAAGAAACCAGUGAAGCUUCCACCACUGAAACGUCCUAGUCCCCCAAGAGAGGCAGGUCCUUUAGAGAAGAAAAUGAAGCCAACACCAGAUCUUUCUGUUGAGGAGCUCAAAAAGAAUGAAAAGCCAGGCAGCAUAAAGUUAAUUCCAUCAAAACCAAAACCUCCUUUCUUGCAAGAGAGUGAUAUGUUUAUGGAUGCUCUCACAGCAUCCUCAAAGAAAGAACCUCGGAAAAGAAAGCGUCGCAUUAGCAGUAGUAAAGAUUCAUCUGAUAAAAAGGAAUCGGGAAGUAAAGAUGAAACAACACCACCUUCUUCUCCUGUGUCAGAUGAAAUUAAAUCACCACCUAUAAUGAAGCCUGCCCUCAAAUUUUAUCAAGAUACAAUGGAAGCUGAAGAUGAAAAGGAAUCAGAAGAUAGCAAAGACUCAGAGAAAAAAGAAGAAAUUGAAAAUUCCAUAUCAAAAGAGGAACCAGAAGGAAGAUCAACUCCUACCCCAGAGGGUGAGGAUGAUUCUGGGGACUCGGGAGACUCUGACAGCAAGAAAAGAAAAGUUGCACAAGAAGAGGCAUCAGAUAAUAUUUCUACUGAAAAUGAUUCCACUGAAGAGAGACCAAGUGGUCAUCCAAAAGGAGUUCUUGUGUAUCACAAGAGUAGAAAAGGACCCAAGAAACUUGUCAGAUGGAAACCAGAAAAAGAUCUGGAGACUAUAAAAUAUUUCGAAUUGGAUGAAACUGAGAGAGUGAAUGUUACUAAAAAUUUCAUGGACAUGAAGCAAAUAGAGAGAUCCCAUGAGAGGGAAGCUUUGAUGUCCAGAAAAAUGCCUCAAGAUGAUAAUGCUGAAGAAGACAGUUCAUGGUUGCCAUUAAUACCAAUUGAUUGUAACCCUCCUCUUGUGGAACCUGGGAAGAAUAGUAGAGAGAAGGAUGUUCAAUAUGCUAGAGAAAAAGUAGUUCUUCAGGCUAUUUAUUUUGAUCGAUCUAUGAUUCCUGAUUUUCCUGGAGAACCUGACAUGGAAAUACAUGCCACUACUGACCCUGUUAUCAUUCCUUUGGAUGAUGUAACAGGUAACACAGACAGUGUGAAUGACUUCACAUCUACACCAUGGCCUGAACCCAAGCCCAUGAUAAUACCACAGUCUCCACCUCCCCAGUAUCCUCUGCCUCAACAGCAGCAACCUCCCCAGCAGUCGCCUCAGUCACAACAGCAGAUUGUGUCUCCAUCCUCUCAGUUUGGAACGUUUGGACAUCAAUCCUUCAGCCCUUCACCAAUGUUUCCCAAUCAACCAGGAGUGCCCAAUGUGGCAAAUGCUAUGGGUGUAAUGAUGACUACUCCUGUGGGAGGUGGCAGUGGAGAUUGGAGGACUGGAGAUGGCAAAGUAGUGGCAAUGGGUGAGAUGGCUGGGGCACCAAUGGAGAUGUACAACCAGGGUGGCAUGCCUGUGGGUGGUAUGGGCAUGAAUAUGAAUAUGAAUAUAAACAUGAACAUGGGUAUGAAUAUGAGUAUGAACAUGGGGAUGAAUAUGGGAAUGCCGUCUAACAUGCCAGGAGACAUGAAUUACAAUAUGAUGGGGGCUGGUGAUGACAUGGGUGGACCUGGUGGACCCUUUCCCCCUCAGAAUUAUCCAAUGGGUGGACCCCCCAACAUGUAUGGAUACCAGAAUAGUCGAGGUCCUGGUCCUGGUCCUGGUCCCAAUAUGGGCAAUAUGAGGGGACGUGGAGGACGGGGAGGAAGAGGUCAGUGGUUUGGUAACCAGCAAGGUGGAGGCAGGUGGCAAGGUGGUAGUGGAAGUAGUGGUCGGGGUCGUGGUUGGAGUAGUAGAACUGUUUGUAAACAUUUUCGGGGAGGUUAUUGUAGAAUGCAGGAGAAAUGUCCCUUCUUACACCCUGGUGUAAACGGACCUCCCCAGUUCUAAUGCUCAAUGUCUCCUAAAAGUACAAACUUGCAAAAAUAAUAUUAAGAAGCUGCCAUUAAAGCGAUCUGAUGUAAGAGAGUUGAAGACUUUGAAGAGUGAAUGUGGUGCACUGAAUUCUGUGCUUCCCAUUAAAUAUCUGCAAAGGAAAAUCAUAAAACCAAUGAAUCAUCAACUGGUGCUAAUAUCUUGUUAAACUGUUAUUGAAAGCUGCAAGAUAACUUUUUGUGGAUGAGUGAUGUGUAAUUGUUAUGAAUGAAAUUUUUUUCCUAUUAGCAUUAAGAGUUGCAGUGCGGUUUCUGCGUACUGCUUGUGGUAGCAAAGACAUUGAAAAUAGACUUACAUUUUAUUUGUUUGUGAUAACAGCAGAAAAUCAUUGCAUUUUUAUUUAAGGUUUUGUAAAUAUUUUGUAUAUGAACAAUAGUCUAUUCAGUGUGUACAUAUGUAUGAUAGUGUUUGAUAUGAAAUAUAAUCAGAAACCAGGUUUUUCUGAUAACUAAUGUACAUUAGGGCAUGUUUUGAGUUGCAUGUUCUUUAAUAACAAUAAUAAGAAUUAAACCAAAACAGCAAUAAAAUAAGUGCGCAAAUAAUUUUUGCCAUUGAAUUAAUUAUUUGUUUUAAGAGCACGAGUGGAAUGACAAGAGAUAGAAUGUUCAAAUAAUUAACACACUUCAAAAAACGAAAGAAGUCACUUUAUUAAAUCUGCAGCUUUUCCUUUUUAUAAAGAAGGGAAUAAAUGAAGCAGUUGUAUCAUUAUUAUCUGAAUUUUAGUGUGUACCAGUGAAAUAAUAAUAAUAUGGAGAUUUUAUGAAGUGACAACUUUUACCUUUUGGACUGUGUGUAUAACUUAUGAAGGACCAUUUAGUUGAAGAGGCCAUUUUAUUGAAAUAUUUUUAUCUUGAAAAUCUAUUUUUGUCGUAUAAAUUUGUGACUAGAUAGUACAUGUCAGCAUAGUACUACAUUUUGCAAUAAUCAGUAUGAAAGUAGAUGUUGAAAAAAUCUUCACAUAUCUAGUGAACUGUGUUGCUUCAUGCAGUUUUAAAUGGAUGUUCUUACAUCUCCUUUUAGAUGAAGCUCAUUGUAAUAAAUUUUUAAAUAUCUGAGAAAACACAGUAAUGUGUAUCAAAUCUGUAAUGCUUGUACAUUGCUUUCUUAUAAAGCUUAUGUAAAAAUUGUGUAUGAAUGUGUACAUAGUUCAGAAGCAUUCCAUAUUUGUACAUUAUUCUAUAAUAUUUUUCACAAAAUAUACAAAGCAAAUUAUAAAAGUU
This is a messenger RNA of Gryllus bimaculatus (two-spotted cricket), 5185 nucleotides long. The record is from the annotation of a GenBank genome assembly. NCBI's taxonomy places the organism in Eukaryota, Metazoa, Arthropoda, Insecta, Orthoptera, Gryllidae.